AUGACGUCCGCCGCUCCUCCCCCAAACCAGGCUUUCCAGCCUUCGAGCGGUACCUCGACUGCAACCGCCGGACCCUCGACUCCUAACAAGAGAGAUUUGAAAUCGUGGUGGAAAGGUUUCAAGCUGCCCUCAAAACACCAGGAACACAAUGCAGAAAACCGACCCCAUGGCAUCUUUGGCGUUCCCCUCCGCCAGAGCAUCACCUACGCUAAUGUUGCGAUAUCUCUCGUCGAUGAGAACGGCAAGAGUUACAUUUACGGCUAUGUUCCUAUCGUCGUUGCCAAGUGCGGCGUAUUCUUGAAGGAAAAGGCAACGUCGGUGGAGGGUAUUUUCCGCCUCAGCGGCUCCGAAAAGCGAAUCAAGGAGCUGAAACAGAUCUUUGACUCUCCUGACCGCUACGGCAAGGGCUUAGUUUGGGACAACUAUACGGUUCAUGAUGCUGCCAAUGUCCUCCGACGUUACCUCAACGACCUUCCCGAACCCGUCGUGCCACUGGAUUUGUAUGAGAAGUUCAGGGAACCCUUGCGGGGCGCCACAAGACAAGCGGUCGGUGAUGCUGAGGGCCCGCAAUUCGUCGAGAAUUUUGACGAGCAGGCCGCUAUUGCCAAGUAUCAAAAGUUGAUCACAGAGCUUCCGCCAUUAAACCGUCAGCUGCUGCUUUACAUCUUGGAUUUGCUGGCUGUAUUUGCCGCCAAGUCGGAGGAGAACAGGAUGAACUCUCAGAACCUUGCGGCCAUCUUUCAACCCGGCAUGUUAUCGCAUCCUCAGCACGCCAUGGCCCCUGAGGAAUACCGCCUUAACCAGCAUGUCCUUAUUUUCCUGAUCGAGAACCAGGACCACUUCUUGAUCGGCAUGCAGGGCACGGCUACUGAUGAGAAGACCAAGCAGCUGAUUGAAAAAGGAACCCCCCCACCUGCGGGUGGACCAACUACUCCCAACCCGAAUAGGAAGUCAGGUCUGGGACGGUCUGCAUCUAACGCGAGCGCGGGCGCUGAGAGUGUGAGGAGGGACGGGAUGCUUCGGAGAAACAGAUCAACGUCCUCGCGGCACUCGCAUCAUGACGGUUCAACCACGCCCAACAGCCCUGCGCUCGCCCCGACUCCAAACAGCGGUCUCGGCAGAAGCAACACGGUCCCGUCGAAGAAAUCCCCGGCUCUCCAAGGUGGAAGAUUUAGACGCGAUGCAUCACCGAUUCCAGGAUCAUCCCCUAGGGAGCCCAUGAUCCCCUCUACAACCGAAGAGCUUUCUGAGAUGCCCGAUCAAUCCCCUUCAGCGUCCACUAUCUCACCUGCACCCGCCGCCAUCGGUACGUCUACCUUGGCUCCCAGCGCGUCUGGUACCGCAGGCAGGAGCCAAGAAAGGCUUCUCGAUCCCCAUGAGGCAACCACACCCGCCAAAGAGAGAGGCCUUCCCAGCAUAUUUCAGAGAUCUCCAACCGGAGAGGGCGAGAAGAGGCAACCCAACAAAUUGAAGAAGAAACGUAUACCGGGUAGCUUGAACCCCAGUGCGCAAAGUUCCGCUUCGUCUCUGCCAGGUACGCAUUCUGCUGCCAUUUCGCCCAGUUUUGAAGUCCCCAAUCCUUUGGAGCACGUAGGUGGAUCGAUCCCUGAGCACGAUGCCCUUCCCAUCAGGCCAAACCACCCUGCAGGUGACACUCCUUCGGAGCCUACUCCGCGUGCUUCUCAAGUCCCUUCAACCAAUACUUUGCACCCCGAACAAACCCUCAAGGCUAAGAAGUCGCCACCAACAUCCCUUCACUCAUCUUUCAACGAAGGAUCUGACAUUGAUCAGACUGAAGAGUCAAUCAUGACAACGUCGGCGGAAGCUAUAGAACAGGACAAGGACAAGAAGAGGAGGUGGAGGCUGUCUCGUCAAAGGAAGGACGAUGGUCACCAGUACCCCCCGGUGACAUCGCCUCGCCUAGCAUUCGGGUCAAAUGACAAUGCCGAUGUUAGCACCACUUCAAUUGGUAGCGGCGGAUACAAGCCACGCAAGAGCUUCACUGGCGAGAGCUCUGAACAGCCUAUGCACAACACCGAGAGCCAUGAAUCAGGCAAGGACAAGGACGGCAAGGACGAAUCCAAGGGCCCUAUUGGCUGGAUUAGGAACAAGUACCGAGAGGCGAAGGAGAGUGCUGAACAACGGCGAAACAAGUCUCCUCCAGCAGACCGGCAGUCUUCCUUGGGAAGUUCUAGCAUGAUGUCAGGCAGAGGGAAGAGCUUGGAUAUUCGAAGGGAGCCUGAAGAGAAGGUACAGCACCCAGCUUUACCCACGUCGCCGCCACAACCGGCAGCAUCCCAACCACAAGUUAUUCCGGCACAGGCGCCUCAACCGCAGCCGGCACAGCCGCAGCAAAGUCAAUCUGAAGCUACUCAGCCUCACUCCGCUCAGCCCACGCAACCCCAAGUCCCUUUGCCACAGCCAGCUCAGGCACAUGCAACACAAGCAACGCAACCACAAGCGCAACCCGAAGAAUCGCGGUAG
Messenger RNA from Colletotrichum truncatum, 2484 nucleotides. Its product is annotated as rho GTPase activator. Gene Ontology annotation, biological process: activation of GTPase activity; regulation of fungal-type cell wall organization; signal transduction. Gene Ontology annotation, molecular function: GTPase activator activity. NCBI's taxonomy places the organism in Eukaryota, Fungi, Ascomycota, Sordariomycetes, Glomerellales, Glomerellaceae. Gene Ontology annotation, cellular component: cell cortex. The record is from RefSeq and is a predicted model, not a curated record.